UUCGAAAUCGCAACGCAAACCCGAAAAUCCCUAGAGUGAGAGGGAUGCAGAAGAGGGAACAGGGCAAGUCCGGUGGAUCCGCCGGAGGUGGGGCGGCGCCACCGGCCAAGAGGGGCCGUCCAUUCGGAAGCGGUAGUAGCAGUGCCUCCGCAUCGGCUUCGGCCGCCGAUUCGGCAGCUCCGUCAACCCUUCUUGGUCCUUCCCUUCACGUUCACAACUCCUUUGCCGAUCAGAACAAUAAAAGAAUUGUUUUAGCUCUUCAAAGCGGUCUGAAGAGUGAGCUGACCUGGGCUCUGAAUACUCUUACUCUGCUCUCAUUUAAAGAAAAGGAUGACAUGCGAAAGGAUGCAACUCCCCUUGCGAAAAUUCCNGGCUUGCUUGAUGCACUCCUUCAAGUUAUAGAUGAUUGGCGGGAUAUAGCACUCCCAAAGGAAUUAGCCAAGUCAACAAGAGUCAGAACAUUAGGUGCUAGUUCUGUUGUGACAGGAUUUGGGAAUGAAUAUCAGGCGUUGGGCUCGACUAGUGCUCUCCACCGCCCCGGUGUUGGAUCAGGCUCUGCUGGUACAGAAUCAACACAGCACAGUGGUGUGACAAAAUCUCGUUUUACAGAGUUAUGGCUUGAUGAAGAUGGUCUGUUUAAUUUAGAUGAUGAAGGGCGAGCAGAAAAACAGCAAUGUGCUGUUGCUGCUUCAAAUAUCAUCAGGAACUUCUCUUUCAUGCCAGAUAAUGAAGUUAUAAUGGCCCAACAUCGUCAUUGUUUGGAAACAGCCUUCCAAUGCAUAGAAGAUCAUCUUGUAGAGGAUGAUGAACUUGUCACAAAUGCUCUGGAGACAAUUGUUAACUUAGCUCCCCUGCUGGAUCUUCGAAUAUUUAGCUCAUCCAAACCGUCAUUUAUUAAAAUAACAGAAAAACGGGCAGUUCAGGCUAUCAUGGGGAUGUUGGAAUCUGCAGUCAAAGCCUGGCAUUGUGCUGCCGCUGAAUUACUCGGGCGUUUGAUCAUUAAUCCUGACAAUGAACCUUUCUUGCUGCCAUUUUUUCCGCAGAUACACAAGCGCUUAAUUGAUCUCAUCAGCAUGCCGGCAUUAGAUGCACAGGCAGCUGCUAUAGGUGCACUCUAUAACCUUGCAGAAGUAAAUAUGGACUGCAGGUUGAAGAUUGCUAACGAGAGAUGGGCUAUUGAUCGAUUGCUUAAAGUGAUAAAGACACCGCAUCCAGUUCCAGAAGUUUGCCGGAAAGCUGCCAUGAUAUUGGAAAGCCUAGUUUCUGAACCGCAGAACAGAAGUUUGCUGCUAGCUUAUGAGAAUGCGUUUGCUGAGAUACUUUUCACUGAUGGAAGAUAUUCUGAUACAUUUGCAAGGAUAUUGUAUGAACUAACAUCUAGACCAAAUAACAAAGUUGCAACGGCUCGUGGCAUAUGGGGUAUGUAAACGCCAAACCUUGAUACGGUAUUCCUUAGUGAUUAGUUGUUCUACAUAUAGUUUUUCUACUUGGAUUAGCUUUUUGGAUGACUGGUUCCUUUGAAGAUUCAAAUUAUAUAUGUACAUGUCUUCUCUCUAGGAUUGUACAAUACCUCGUGUGUAUUAAGUUGUAAUGUACUCCAGUUGUAUGAUGACAAAUCCUUUUAGUUUCUAUUUUUUCUUCA
Messenger RNA from Vigna radiata var. radiata (mung bean), 1642 nucleotides. Its product is annotated as armadillo repeat-containing protein LFR. Gene Ontology annotation, biological process: positive regulation of DNA-templated transcription; regulation of transcription by RNA polymerase II; chromatin remodeling. Bases 45 to 1427 code for a protein of 460 amino acids. Gene Ontology annotation, cellular component: SWI/SNF complex; nucleoplasm; brahma complex. The transcript has 8 exons. Gene Ontology annotation, molecular function: nucleosome binding; protein binding. Lineage: Eukaryota; Viridiplantae; Streptophyta; Magnoliopsida; Fabales; Fabaceae. The record is from RefSeq and is a predicted model, not a curated record.